Messenger RNA from Talaromyces proteolyticus, 951 nucleotides. RefSeq lists its product as uncharacterized. The record is from RefSeq and is a predicted model, not a curated record. The transcript is spliced from 3 exons. Bases 158 to 883 code for a protein of 241 amino acids. Lineage: Eukaryota; Fungi; Ascomycota; Eurotiomycetes; Eurotiales; Trichocomaceae.
GCGGACCACCAGGAGUCACCGGGUGGUCAUGUGAGUCGAUAUCUCCUCUCAGCGGGCCAUGCACCUUCCUCCCCGUCAUCGCAUUUACAUCUUCGUUUGUACAUAGAAUUCAAGCCCAGGCCUAAAUGUUUCUUGUCAAGUACGACUAAAUGGCAACAUGUCUGGCAAACAAUACAUUACCUUCUCCUCUUCUCUCCAGCGCCGUUCAGUUUGGAGUGUCCUGCAUCCGGUCCUUGACGUGGCUCCCAAUAUCACAUUAGAAGAAUCGUCUGAUAAAACGUACGAUCUUGCAUUUUGUCUCUUUGAUGGAAAUCAUCGGCACGAGAUGCGCGCUAUUCUUUUUACGCCUUGUGGUCUUGAGGAAGACGACCGACAGGCCACCCUGACCCGUGUAGAAAAAUUUGCGUCCCUCAUAAGUGAUUCUAGCAGCAAUCAGUAUCUGGCUAUCAUCUUUCUACAUUCAAACAAGGCAUUCCCAACAGCUAGCGGGCGCUUCAACUUUAACGGUUUGAUUUCUCUACAAGUCCUACUAUUGCAUUCUCCAAAUGCGUCGAAUUUACCAAUAAUAUCAGCGGCAGAGCCGUCCACUCUAUUGGCGUCCGUGAAAGAACAUUGCAAAGCUCGUGCUUGUGGUCCAGUCCAACCCCCCAUGGUUUCCUCACAGUCGCCAUUGUUUCUAUUGGAACGUGUGUUAGCAAGCGGGUCAAGUCAGCUGCACCAACGGCAUAAUCUGAAUGUCCUGAGCGAUCUGUUCCCAACGCUGCGUGAGUUGAGCAGGGCAACAAGAACUCUCGAGGGGCGACAGCUCAUAAUUGAGUAUCUCGGGGAGGAAGUUGAAGAAAGCAUACAGGCGUUCUGGAGCGAUGAAUGGGUUUGCGGUUAGAACCUUGAUUUUAAAUAACUGAUAUUGAUAGACACUUGAAAUAUGCUGCUUCCAGCAUCGAAUUGUAC